This is a messenger RNA of Solanum tuberosum (potato), 462 nucleotides long. RefSeq names its product IST1 homolog. Gene Ontology annotation, biological process: protein transport. The transcript has 3 exons. The record is from RefSeq and is a predicted model, not a curated record. Lineage: Eukaryota; Viridiplantae; Streptophyta; Magnoliopsida; Solanales; Solanaceae. The coding region runs from base 153 to 443 and encodes 96 amino acids.
ACAUUAGGGACAUUGGAAUUAACAGCGCAAAUAAACCUAACAUUCAAACUCAUAGAUCAAUGAUCACAAAUUUGUAUCAAAAUUCUUAACAAAAUUGUGAAUUGUGAUAUAUAUUUUAGCAGUUGCCACAAUUUUGUAGAGUUCUUCGACUCAUGUCGCUGCUGAAUCAACUCUUCAAUAGGGGACUUCAAGGUUCAAAGUGCAAGACGUGCUUGACCUUGGCAAUCUCACGAAUCAAAUUAUUACAAAACAAGAGAGAUGCACAGCUCAGACUUAUGCGCAAGGAGAUAGCCCAAUUUCUGCAAACUGGCCAGGAAGCCAUAGCUCGAAUUAGGGUUGAGCAUAUUAUACGCGAGCAAAAUGUAUGGGCUGCCUAUGAGAUUUUGGAGUUGUUCUGCGAGUUUGUUUAUGCCCGGGUCCCUAUCCUUGAAAGCCAAAAGUAAGCUCUUUCUUUCUGGACUU